UGCAUAAGAUCACACUUUUUAUAAAUGGAUUUCACUGUAAGUUUGAAGACAAGAUAUAAGUACCUAACUACUUAUAUGCAUAUAUUAUAUUUUUCAAUUAAUAUUGACACAAAAAAAUUAACCGGUAAAUUAGGAUUUACCGAUUAUCUUAAAGAUAAACAUCACUACAGACUACAGACAUCACUAGACACGCAACGGCCGUUCGAUUUUAAAAGUUUGGGCGCUUUGUUUCGGUUGCAAAAUGUGAAGUUCACGAAGAAAAAUCUUUAACAACGCCGCAAUGACGGAAAAGUUAAAAGACUAUCAAGUUCUCGACGUAUUUUGCGGCGGCACGCUGUACAAAGUGCGGCACAAGGUCACAAACAGCAUAUUUGCGUGGAAGGCGUACAAUUGCUGCGCGUUCUCCGAUGAACAAAUACAAAACGUCGAUAAUGAAGUGAAAACAUUGAGCAAAGCGUUAUCUGGCAACUUCCUACGUUACUACGACACGAUACUGCACGGCCCGACCAAAACACUUUACUUUGUUCUCGAGUACGUUUCUUGGCAGAGCGUUCAGGAAUUGAUCGCACUGUGCAAGGCCACCGAUAAGCAUUUCACCGAGGAUUUCAUCUGGUACACGCUGCUGGAGCUCGCGCGCACCUGCAAGGCCGUGGAAGGGCUGAACUUUGUCACUUUGCAGAAAUGUCUCGCACCGGAGGUGAUAUUCGUGGGCCCCAACGGCGAGCUGCGAGUCAACUGCUUCGAGCUCUGCGCGGAGGGCUCGGAGGCGACAGGUCUCAUUCAACAAGUCGGAGAAGUCAUACGCACCCUAUGCUACCUGCCAGGAGCGUGUGAUGAUAAAAUCAAGGAAUUUCUCUACAGCGACGACCUCAAAGAUGUGAUAAGCUUUCUAACAGACACCAGCGCAGAAAACUUGCGCGCAGACGUUGUGAUCUACCACCCAACAGUGCUAGCCAACACAGGAACACUCUCAGGCCCCUAUCAUUGCUCAGAGAUACUCGCUUCAACAGAAAGUAGUAUACUGACCUCUGAAGCAAACAAAUGUGAUUCAGAGAAAGCUGUGGAGCAAUGCAGGAUUAUAGAACCACUUCCUAGAAAGCAUGUCACUGUGGACAGCCCAAUCUACUGCAAUAUCAGCCCCAAACGGGAACUAAAUGAGUACAUUGAAGAGAGCAACUCACCCUGGCAGCCUGUGUCUCCAGUUAUUGAUGCAUUGGCUUUAGAGCUGCCAGGCUAUGUGCCUCGAAGCAGGAAACCCUACAGCGAGGCAUUACAGAGAUAUCAGGGCCCUCAAAAAGUAUCUCAGGACACUCUCAGUCAUCAAUGGAUGUCUCGCCUCAUAGCUCUGAGAGAAAGGGAGGAAUCUCUGAACAGAAGGGAAAGAAACUUGAUUGCUAAAGAGAUUGUGCACAGCCCAGCAGUGGAAGUUGUUUCUAUAGAUGAUUCUACUGAGCAGAGCAUCAAAAUAAAUGGCAUAACUUUGCCUCAAGUGUUCAAUCAAGAAACAAGCAACUGGGUGUCGCGUCGGCGCCACAGGAGGACCAGUUCAGUUCGCACAAGGACUAGAAGAAAGAGUUAUGCUUACGAAGAAUUAGAUAGCUCUCUGUCGGCCGACAACGGUGAUAACAGCAUGAUCAUAACAGCUGCUAAAAUCACUAAAGAGAACAUGCCUCGUAGGACCAUUUUCCCUGAAGUAUCUUCCAAGAAAGUGCAUUUCACAUCCAGUAACCCAUUCGCUGAGAGUGAUGAAAGUGUUACACUAACAUUUUAUGAGUUAGAAAAUGUUAACAGUGUGAAUCAAGUGAUCAAAACUGAGGAGAAACCAUUGAAAGACAUCAGUAAGUUUAAAUACUUAGACUUGGAAAAGUUGACUUCUGAAAAGAGGUCUGCAAUGCAGUGCAGCCAGUCCUCGCCUUCCAAACAAGCCAAAAUCACAGGUAAAGUGUUUAAUGAUAUCACAAAUAAAAACUUGAAACAUACACCUUCCAAAACCAGCCUCUCUUCCAAAGGCUCAAGGAAAUCUAUGUUAUGUACAAGAAGUAACUGGAGCAAUGAUCUGAGACCAGGCGAAGAUCAUUCUCGUGAGCAAACCAGCUCAAAUGGCAAACUUGCUUACACUCAAACUCCUAAAGCCCCUCCAGAACUUAAGAAAUCAAAAAGGAAGUCUCUCUUGCCUUUUAAGACUCCUUUCAAGUUCAAGACUUCUACAAAAGUUUAAGUACUCUUGAUAUUUACAAAAAUCGAGUUCUAGUGUAAUUGUUUGCAUACAAAAAGAGAUUAUUUUCUAAUUGUCUAUUUGAUAACAAUACAAUUAUUUUAAAAUAGUCCUGUCAUAUUAGUUUUAAUUGAGUAUAUUUCUUUGGUUGUGGUUUUUUUGUACUUCUUUUUCUUAGUAGUUAGUCUAGUGCGCUUCUAAAGUUUUGCAGUUCCAACUAUCUUGGAACAAACAAAUUGUGGAUUUUAUAGUAUGAUUUUACACUUAUUUUUUUUGUUUGUAAGUUAAGAAAAAAUACGGACACAACCCACCCAAACUGUAGAUUAGUGAAAAUAUUGUUACAACAAUAUUAUAUUUGUAUAGUAUUAUAACUUUAUAAAUCAAAUGUUUAUGAGAUUAAUAAAUCUACUUUAUAAUAGAUAUUAGUUAAAUAUUUUUAUAAUGUACAAUUUCAAUGAGAUCUUGUGAGUUAACAAUUUUUAGUCUUUAGUCUUCCAAGCUAACAUUGUUUUUUUUUACCAAUAAAAGUAUGUCAGACUUUAUAAUACCUAUUCUUAGUUUUAAGUUUAUUUUUAAAUAAUCUGUAAUGUAAUUUUUUGAUAUUGAAAUAAAUGUGCAAUGCAAUGUGAAUUUUGGACUACAAUAACAAUAUAGUCCAAAAUAAAUAUGAAUUAAUUUGUCAUCAAAAAUAAAAGGGUUUAAUAAAAACAAAAGUAAAUGGUUAAG
This is a messenger RNA of Maniola jurtina (meadow brown), 2941 nucleotides long. RefSeq lists its product as uncharacterized. Gene Ontology annotation, biological process: protein phosphorylation. The record is from RefSeq and is a predicted model, not a curated record. NCBI's taxonomy places the organism in Eukaryota, Metazoa, Arthropoda, Insecta, Lepidoptera, Nymphalidae. The transcript has a single exon. Bases 281 to 2218 code for a protein of 645 amino acids. Gene Ontology annotation, molecular function: protein kinase activity; ATP binding.